Messenger RNA from Trifolium pratense (red clover), 2412 nucleotides. RefSeq names its product cation/H(+) antiporter 4-like. NCBI's taxonomy places the organism in Eukaryota, Viridiplantae, Streptophyta, Magnoliopsida, Fabales, Fabaceae. Gene Ontology annotation, biological process: proton transmembrane transport; regulation of pH. Bases 1 to 2412 code for a protein of 803 amino acids. The record is from RefSeq and is a predicted model, not a curated record. The transcript is spliced from 3 exons. Gene Ontology annotation, molecular function: antiporter activity. Gene Ontology annotation, cellular component: endomembrane system; membrane.
AUGAGCAUAAAUUCAAAUUAUAGUUUAUUUCAUUCAGUCACUAGAUUGAAUCAAAGCAGCUACGAAGUUUGUUUUGAGGCUCCACCACAUAUUGUUUCAGAUGGUUUAUGGGGUGGUAAAGGAAAUCGAAGGACUCCAAUGAAAUCUUUCUUUCCCUUGUUUGAAUUACAAACCCUUAUCAUUUUUGUCCUCACCCAAAUGUGCAGUUACCUUCUCAAACCCUUAAAACUCCCUCAAUUCAUUGUACAAAUGAUUGCUGGACUGAUUAUAGGUGUUUCAUUUGAGAUAAAGUCAUUGGAGACAUACAUUAACAUUUUGUUUCCAUAUGGUACACAUGACACAAUUUCAGCAAUUUCAUCAAUUGGUUUUGUACUUUUUGUAUUUAUAAACGGUGUACAAAUGGAUUUCAGCAUGAUAACAAGAACAGGAAAUAAAGCAUGGACAAUUUCAAUUGUUGGAUUAGUUAUACCAUUAGCUCUUGGUGUUAUACCACUAAUACUAUACCCUGAAAGAAUAGAAAGCAUUGAAAAAGCAAAUGGACAUGGAAUUUUUGUGGCAUUGAUAACUCAUAGUAUGAGUUCAUUUGCAGUAAUUGCUUCCCUCUUAAGUGAACUUCAAAUCCAAAACUCUGAGAUUGGUAGAUUGGCUUUGUCCUCAGCUUUGGUUGGUGACAUAUUGAGAACAACCAUUACAACAAAUAUUGUUGUUGUUAUGGGUAAUCCAAAUAUGAAAAUCAUUUCAAGAAACUUGUUAUCACUUUUUGCACUUGUUAUAUUCAUUCCAUUAAUAUGUAGGCCAAUAAUGUUUUGGAUCAUUAAACAUACACCAGAAGGAAGACCUGUGAAAGAUGGUUAUAUUUAUGUUAUCAUUUCAAUGGUUUUUGCUUUAGGUGUUUUAUCAGUUAAGAUUGAUCAAGAAUUUGUCUUAGGAGCUUUCAUUUUGGGACUUUCUGUGCCUGAAGGACCUCCUUUAGGAUCUGCAUUGGUUAAGAAGCUUCAAUUCUUUGGAAUAACAUUAUUUUUACCUAUCUUUGUGACUACCUCUGUGUUGAAAGCAGAUUUAACAAUGGAUUUUUCAUCAUAUAUUAUGGUGUCUACUGGUAUGGUGGUCCUUGUUACUCACUUGGUCAAGAUAACAGCAUGUUUUAUAACUGCUCUUUGUUGCAUGAUGCCUGUCACUGAUGCUUUAUGUCUUUCCCUCAUUUUGAACACUAAAGGCGUAGUUGAAAUUGGCACCUACAAUGCCUUAUUCGACAAUGAUAUUAUUGAUGAGCAAGCAUAUGCAGUGAUGAUUAUAAGUGUAAUGUUCAUAGCCAGCAUUGUGCAUUGGUCAGUUAAGUUAUUAUAUGAUCCAUCAAGAAAAUAUGCUGGAUACCAAAAAAGGAACAUAAUGGGAUUAAAAAGAAACUCUGAUCUAAGAAUACUGAUAACACUUCAAAAACAUAACCAUAUUUCAGCAGCAAUAGAUUUCUUAGACCUAUGUUCUCCAACACAUGAAUCUCCAAUCACAGUUGAAGUACUUCAUGUAAUUGAGCUAGUUGGAAGAGCCUUGCCUGUUUUCAUUCCUCAUUGUCUUCAAAGACAAGACUCGGGAUCUGCUUCGCAUAAAUCAUACUCUGACGAUGUCAUCCUUGCUUUCGAUAUCUACAAGCAUGAUAAUGAAAAUGCAGUAUCAAUAAACACUUACACAGCAAUAUCUCCAGCAAAUCUCAUGUUUGAAGAUGUCUGUAAUCUUGCAUUGGACAAAGUUGCAUCAAUAAUCAUUCUUCCAUUUCAUAUAAGGUGGUCUAGUGAUGGUGUAGUUGAAUCUGAUGACAAAAAGGUUUUAAGAGCAUUGAAUCAAAAAGUCCUCGAAAUAGCUCCAUGUUCCGUUGGAAUCCUCGUAACUCGUGCUAAUUCAAUAUCGAAAACAACACCAAUAACAUCUGUAACAUCAGAAUUUUCCACUAUUCGAUUAGCUGUAAUUUAUUUAGGCGGAAACAACGAUGAUGAUGAGAUUUUAUGUUUAGUGAAACGUGCAAUGAAAAAUCAAAGGAUCAACCUAGUUGUUUACCAUCUUGUUGCUAAGGAUUGCAUAGCAGAAUUGGAGGAUUUAAUGGUAGAUGGUCAUGACUUAUUGCAAGAAGUAAAACGUGCUGAAAAUGUGAAGUAUCAAGAGAUUUUCACAAAGGAUGGAUCACAAACAGCUUGUUUUCUACGUGAGAUUGUGAAUGAACAUGAUUAUUUUAUUGUUGGGAGAAGACAUGGAAUUCGUUCUCCUCAAACAGAUGGAUUAUCAGAAUGGAGUGAAUUUCCUGAACUUGGUGCUAUCGGUGAUUUCCUUGCUUCACCUGAUCUUAAUAGUUGUGCAUCUGUUAUGGUUGUGCAGCAACAACUUUUACGCAAGAAAGAACUUAAAGAGUGGAUUUUAUAG